Molecule: messenger RNA, 1257 nt
Organism: Dovyalis caffra
Lineage: Eukaryota; Viridiplantae; Streptophyta; Magnoliopsida; Malpighiales; Salicaceae
Source: the annotation of a GenBank genome assembly
AUGGAACCGAGCAACGGAAAGGAAGCAGAAAGGGCAAUGAAGGAAGAGAAAAGCAAUACCCAUCAAGAAGCAGAAACUGCUUCAAAUUCAAAAGUGGGUAGUAUGAGCAAUAAAGAAUUGUACUUUAGAGCAGAUAAAAUAGAUUUCAAGAGCUGGGAUAUUCAGCUAGAGAAGCAUUUGAGCCGUGCUUGGUCAAGGGAUAGGGAUGUGCAAUCAACAAGAAAGGAAGAGUGGGAGAUUGAUUUGGGAAAAUUGGAUAUAAGGCAUGUUAUUGCUCAUGGGACUUAUGGGACUGUGUAUAGAGGCAAUUAUGAUGGCCAAGAUGUUGCUGGUAACGCAGUUUUAUUUAUAUUUCUCCUUGCUUUGGCAGAGAGGCUUCAAGAUCAUGCAGAAGCAUCACGGCUCAGUGUGAAGGUAUUGGACUGGGGGGAGGAUGGCAUUGCCACUGCUGCUGAAACUGCUGCUCUCCGGGUAUCAUUCAAGCAAGAGGUUGCUGUUUGGCACAAGCUUGACCAUCCUAAUGUUACUAAGUUUGUUGGAGCUUCAAUGGGGACUUCCAAUCUUAAGAUCCCUCCCAAAAGUUCUUCAAGCGAGAGUGUCAAUUCUCCUCCUUCCAGGGCAUGUUGUGUUGUUGUUGAGUACCUUCCAGGUGGGACGCUAAAGAAAUUUUUAAUCAGAAAUAGGAGAAAGAAACUUGCCUUUAAGAUUGUGAUUCAACUUGCUUUGGACUUAUCUAGGGGUUUGAGCUACCUUCACUCUGAAAAGAUUGUACAUCGUGAUGUUAAGACAGAAAAUAUGUUGUUAGAUGCUACUAGAACUUUGAAAAUUGCUGAUUUUGGUGUUGCUCGAGUUGAGGCUCAGAACCCGAGGGACAUGACUGGGGAAACUGGUACUCUUGGAUACAUGGCCCCUGAGGUCCUGGAUGGCAAACCUUACAACAGAAAAUGCGAUGUAUACAGCUUUGGUAUAUGCUUGUGGGAAAUCUAUUGCUGUGACAUGCCUUAUCCUGAUCUUAGUUUUGCGGAAGUUUCAUCUGCAGUUGUUCGACAGCAUUUGAGGCCAGAAAUUCCUAGAUGUUGCCCAAGUUCAUUGGCAAGUGUAAUGCGAAAAUGUUGGGAUGCAAAUCCAGAGAAGCGCCCUGAGAUGGACGGGGUAGUUAGGCUACUUGAAGCAAUAGAUACAAGCAAGGGGGGUGGCAUGUUACCUGAAGAUCAAUCAACUGGCUGUUUGUGUUUCGCCCCAGCUCGUGGUCCAUAA